Messenger RNA from Babesia ovata, 348 nucleotides. RefSeq names its product GPI mannosyltransferase. The transcript has a single exon. Lineage: Eukaryota; Apicomplexa; Aconoidasida; Piroplasmida; Babesiidae. Bases 1 to 348 code for a protein of 115 amino acids. The record is from RefSeq and is a predicted model, not a curated record.
AUGACUUACACUGCGCUUUCGCCUGGUGCUGUAGUCGCUCCCAUACCCCCAGGGACGUAUCUAUUGCCCGCCGUCAGUGGUCCGGAUUCUCUGCUUAAUAGCUGCGGGAGAGAGGGUUGUGUUAACACAGCCCACGAAAAAAUUUUUAGCUACACACCCAAAGAAGACGACUCGAAAUGGCAAUAUAGGGUCAUGUGUAUUCCACUUAUGCUGAUUGCCGUGGUCCUAGUAACUCUUAUCGCAUGGAUAACAAUAACUGCUAAUAGCCGUUACAAGGCAUACGAGGACGCACUGGACCAGAGGCUCAUUGACGCUAUGGACGAGGAGGAGAAAGAGGUGUAUGCUUGA